AUGGCUUCCAACAAGCGAACAGUCAUCGAAGUCUCCUCCGGCAGCGACGAUGACAACCCGCUCGUGAACCGCCGUCGCAAGAUCCGUCGACGAUCUCAGCCACAGUACAACACGUCAGAUCCGGAAGAGAUCAAGGACAAGGUGGCCGGCUUUCGAAAGUUCAUCGAUGGAGCACUCCCGCGGAGCCUCGUUGCGUGUGAUGUCGCAGACUACAUCCAGCGAGAGUCCAACGCCCGUCUUGCUGUUGCUCGACAGCAAGGCGUGCCGCUGGAAAAGGUCUUCAUCGGCCGAGAUUGCUUGCCGGCCUGGACUGAUAUGCAGUGGGAUCCGGAACAAGAGUCGCUGCACUGCGCUAUCCAAAACCGUCUGCUUGACCUGGAUGUCGCGAAUGUUUUGGGCGAUACUCUUCGCGGCCUCCUCAUCGACAAAGGCAAUCGGAAGCUUGAAGAGGCAAGACAGCUUGGGCUCAGGCUCGAAGACCUCACUAUCGGUGUCGGGCUUCUGGCGACUUGGAAUCGUCCAGCGCCAGAGCUUCAGAAUGGUCACGGGCUAGAGAAUCCUUUCAAUGAACAAGCCCAGCAUGAAGAGCUCAUGGACGAUGACAUGGGCCAGUCAAGCCUCGACACCAGCAUUCCGCGCUCGCUCAUUUUCAGCCGAGCGGGAACGCCUGAGUUUGAUACUGAGAGCGUUGCGUACGAGUCAUCCAGCGAAGAGGAAUCUGACGACGAGAUUCGCAUGAACAAUGCGAUCGAUCCCCGGCCCGAGUAUUCGGAGAGCGACGACGAAGCGCCGCAUAUCCUUCACGAUGUGGAGGUUGUCGGCUGUCUCGAAGGGCAUCUGGAUGUUGACUUGGAGGUUUACAUGGUGGAGGACGAUUCCGACGUGGACGACUUGCCUGAACUCGAGCUUGCGAUUGAUGGGGACGCGUUUGCAUAUUACUUUGGUGAUGAUGGGGCUGUGGAGGUGGAGAUUCCUGGAAUGGAUCUGCGGUGCUCGCUCGAUGUUCCUCCCGAUAUGAGCUAUGAAGACGGCGAUGCUGAUAUGGAGGAUGCGUACCCUGAGGAAGAAGGCGACGAUGGGGAAGACGUUAACAACCUGUUCAACGAGGAUGAAGAUAUGGAUGAACAAGAAGACGGUGGCGCAAAUACUCAGCUCAACGCAGACGAAGUCAGUGUCGUUUCCGUGGCUCAAGAGGAUGAAGAGCAUAACUCGGGGAUUCGGAUCACUCAGGAUGGCUUCGUUUGGUGA
Messenger RNA from Trichoderma citrinoviride, 1248 nucleotides. RefSeq lists its product as hypothetical. The transcript is spliced from 3 exons. Lineage: Eukaryota; Fungi; Ascomycota; Sordariomycetes; Hypocreales; Hypocreaceae. Bases 1 to 1248 code for a protein of 415 amino acids. The record is from RefSeq and is a predicted model, not a curated record.